AUGCCACCAAAGAAGUCAAAACAAACAACCAUAACUAUCCUCAAGCUCAAAACAAGCAAACUUACAUACUUGCUCCCUCUCGCCACAAUAACAUUAGACAAUAUACGCAUUGACCUAGCCACAGCCAUAAAUAAUUCAGGCGGAAUACCUAGCCAAGAUGAGACUGACGAAAUCAAACGAGAAAAUGAAGAAGAAGAUUUGAUGGAUGAAGACAGUAUACCAGUACCGAAAUCUGAAUUUGAAGUAGUUGAACAAGAUGUGAGUGGUAAUGGGAGCGAUGUACAGCAUGUUGAUCCAGAAGAAUUAAGAGUCGCUAUUCCUAGAAAUAGGUCUUCGCCUUAUGAUAAUGAAUGGAUCGAGUUGACGGAAGAUAAUAUAAAUGAGGUUGAGUUUAAAGAUUACGAUAUUUUAGCAUUUACUACUAGUUCUGAUGACAAGUUUGCCAUUGUGGAAGCAGCAUACAACGAGUAA
This is a messenger RNA of Lodderomyces orthopsilosis Co 90-125, 471 nucleotides long. RefSeq lists its product as uncharacterized. Bases 1 to 471 code for a protein of 156 amino acids. Lineage: Eukaryota; Fungi; Ascomycota; Pichiomycetes; Serinales; Debaryomycetaceae. The record is from RefSeq and is a predicted model, not a curated record. The transcript has 2 exons.